UCGUCAACAAGAUCUCGGGUGUAAUUGGCUUGUUUCGUUAGUCGCGUUUUGUUAUUAAGUUUGACUCCCUCAAUGAUACUUAGUCACGUUUUUUUUUUAAGUCAGCGACAAUAAAUAAUUUCCGGUGUUCACAAAGCGACAUUUUUGAAACGUUAAGCCGAUGUUAACGUACAGUGGCUGCGGCGUGGGAGCUGCAGAGGCGGAAAAUGGUUCCCCGGCGGGAUCUUUACUGUCCGGAGAAGGUGAGCUGCCGGAAGAAGCCGGCGACUCGCCCGGAACGUCGAGGGAUACCGAGGAGGAAGCGACGCUUUCCGACGAAUUUUAUUCCCACGACACGGACGAGGAGGAGGAUCAAAGCAAACGACGGCGGGAUCGUUCCAGUUCCCUAGAUGGCAUUUCGCCUGGCAGUGGUCACUUGGGCUCGCCUACGCCCCGUAUAGGGAACUUGGGGGUCAGAAAAUUGUUCACCAACAGUCGCGAACGGUGGAGGCAGCAGAACGUCAGCGGCGCCUUCGCGGAGCUUCGUAAAUUGGUGCCGACGCAUCCACCGGACAAGAAAUUGUCGAAGAACGAGAUACUGAGAAUGGCGAUAAGGUACAUAAGUUUGUUGAGCAAAGUUCUGGAAUGGCAAAAGGAUCAGGAUCGUAACGGGAUGCAGCAACACGACAUGCGCAUCAAGUGCGAGUCGCAUUUGAACAAUCAAACCGCAAUUACGUACCAGACAAAGCCAGCUAUCACCUUCUUGAAGCAGGAAAAUCAGAGCGUCGCCGAAAACUCUCAUGUCUUUCGCAUUAAUUAUCCCGCGCAAAGACACAACUCGCACGCGGCGUGUGACAAAAGCAACAACAAUUUGCUGAUGAUCGCACCGGUCGGGCUCGGUGCCACAAUUUCCGGUGGAAAACGCUGCGCCACACCUUCCAUAGUCGUUACUCAAAGCAACUUUCACAGCAACAGCAACGGAAAUCUUGUACGUUCUUCCUCAACGGGGCGAUCUUCGAGUUUUCCAAAAUCGCCGCAAGUUCCAUCAAACACCAACAUGGUAUCUAAUGGAUCCUCGUCGUCCUUAACGAGCAACACGCCGAUCGCGAACGGCAUAGGAUCAAACGGAUCGAGCUGCGCUCAGAAGAGAUUCAAAAUCGAGCGGGAAGAAGAGGAACAGGUUUCGAGGGAGUGCAGAGCCCCGCCACCACCCGCACAUAGUGUGCCGGUCAGAAAAAGGGUCAAAGUCACUUUCCUAAAAGACUCGGGUUUUCGCGGCGAUUUGUGCAAAUAAAAAACGAUCGACCCGUCGGUUUAGUUCGCUUCAACAACGUGCGCGUGUAAAUAUGUUUCUUUCAUGCUGUAGUUGACAAUAAUUGGUACGCGCAGCGCGUACAAAAAUUAGAUAAUUUCUUGAUAGAUUUCUCGAUGAGUUAAGUUUUAUUUUUAAUCAUGUAAAAUUUUGACAUAAAAUUUCUCAAUUUGCUGUAAAUGUUGUACAUCUGUCUUGCUCUCGUAGUGUAUAGCGUAAGUCGUCUCUCAACUAUACUUUGUUCUAAUUUUUAAUAAACAUUUCAUCUUGUUAUACAAAAUAAUUUUUCUUUUUUUUUUUUUUUUAAUUUAAUCUUGUGGAAGUAUUAAUUGUCUGAUCUUUACACUUUAUUCAAAUUACGAGCUUAGGUAUAGUGAUGUAAUUCUGCAAAUGUUCGAUCAUAUGUU
Pseudomyrmex gracilis is the source of this 1698-nucleotide messenger RNA. RefSeq lists its product as uncharacterized. Gene Ontology annotation, biological process: regulation of transcription by RNA polymerase II. Gene Ontology annotation, molecular function: protein dimerization activity; DNA-binding transcription factor activity, RNA polymerase II-specific; RNA polymerase II cis-regulatory region sequence-specific DNA binding. NCBI's taxonomy places the organism in Eukaryota, Metazoa, Arthropoda, Insecta, Hymenoptera, Formicidae. The transcript has 5 exons. The record is from RefSeq and is a predicted model, not a curated record. Bases 161 to 1273 code for a protein of 370 amino acids.